GACAGGUCAAGGCUUGAAUUAACAGAACCACCGCGUAAAUCGAGGCUUUUUCUCUGAUACUGCUGCAUGACAUUCUCUGUGCAUCUCAGGAGGGGUGUGACUUGCAUGUUUGCAGAGCAAGGAGGGCAGCUGCUCCGCGCUCCACAGCCGACAACCCCCCCUUCCACUCCUUCACCCGUACGCCCCCAGCCCCCUCUGUCUCCGCUGUCCCGAUUGCCAUUCCAACGCACACUCCUUGUGGAGCAACAGCUACAACUGAGUUAGCGAAGUGGAUUACGGCGUUUUUGCAGAAAAAAAAUUGAUGUUAUCUUUUUUUGGACGAUUGUGCGAGGACACAGGUGCGCUUUUGGACAAUGGUUUGCCACCCGUAAAGCGCGAGAAAGGCGUUAGAGAAAGAGCGCAUUGUAAUGCUCUGUAGCUUUGCCCUUUCCGUGGAUUUGCCCGAUGGUUUCAUUGAAAAACAAAAAGUACUUCAUUACUGCUUUCAGCGAUUGGAUGUAGUGGGAUGGAUUUUUUCUCUCUCCCUGCGCUAAUUCAAGACAUGAGAAUAAAAAGACUUGUAAAUCGUUCUGUGACUCUGGCUGUUUAGCGUCUGGGUUGUGUGGAACCGUCCGAUGGGUCCAGUAUAUACCUUUAUUCAUGUGGCAAGAUCCUAGUUUAUGACAAUGGAUUACUUGCUGUGGAUUUGCAGCUUUGUGCUUCCCGUGGUAAUAGCAGUUGAAGAAACACUGAUGGACAGCAAGUGGGCCACCACAGAACUGGCCUGGACCACGUUUCCUGAGAGUGGGUGGGAGGAGGUCAGCGGCUACGACGACUCCAUGAGCCCCAUCAGGACUUACCAGGUGUGCAACGUGCGCGAGCCCAACCAGAACAACUGGCUGAGGACGGACUUCAUUCCACGCAGGGGCGUGCUGCGUAUCUAUGUGGAGCUCAAGUUCUCGGUGCGGGACUGUGCCAGUAUUCCCAACAUCCCCGGCUCCUGCAAGGAGACCUUUAACCUGUUCUACUACGAGUCGGACGGCGACACGGCCACAGGCAGCAGUCCCGCGUGGAGGGAGAGCCCUUACGUGAAGGUGGACACAGUCGCCCCGGACGAGAGUUUCUCCCUCCUGGAGGCGGGCAGGAUCAACACCAAAGUGCGAAGCUUUGGCCCUCUGUCAAAGACCGGCUUCUACCUGGCCUUCCAGGACCUGGGGGCUUGCAUGUCGCUGAUUUCCGUGCGGGUUUUCUUCAAGAAGUGCUCGACAACCAUCGCCAACUUUGCCGUCUUUCCAGAGACCGCCACCGGGGCUGAGGCCACCUCCCUGGUCAUCGCCCCGGGGGCGUGUGUGCCCAACGCGCAGGAGGUGUCCUUCCCGCUGAAGUUGUACUGCAACGGGGACGGCGAGUGGAUGGUUCCGGUCGGGUCCUGCACCUGCAAUCCCGGGUUUGAGCCGGCCACGACCGACACUCAGUGCCAGGCGUGCACCCCCGGGUCAUUCAAAUACAAACCAGGAGAGGGUUCCUGUUACCCCUGCCCCCCCAACAGUCGCACCAGCACGAGGGGCGCCAACGUCUGCCCCUGCCAGAGCGGAUUUUACCGCGCCGACAGCGACUCUCCAGACUCGGCCUGCACCUCCAUACCCUCGGCGCCCCAGAACGUCUUCUCCACUGUCAACGAGACCUCCAUCUCCCUGGAGUGGGAGGACCCACUGGACCCGGGCGGGCGGGACGACAUCAUCUACAACGUGGUGUGCAAGAAGUGCCUGAGCGAGAGGAGCAUGUGCACGCGCUGCGACGAGAACGUGGACAUGACACCGCGGCGGCUGGGCCUCACCCAGAAGAAGGUGGUGGUGAGAAACCUGCAGGCGCACACCCGCUACAGCUUCGAGGUCCAGGCGGUCAACGGCGUUUCUGGAAAGAGCCCGGGCGUGCCGCGCUAUGCCACCGUCAACAUCACAACCAACCAGGCCGCACCGUCAGCAAUACCCACAGUGCAUCUGAUGAAGUCGACAUCAGACUCUCUGAGCCUGUCCUGGCUGCCGCCUGAGAGACCCAACGGAGUCAUCCUGGAUUAUGAGAUCAAGUACUACGAAAGGGGCCAGGCGCUGUCCCACACGGUGACGGCCCAGCACAGCACGGCCCGUGUGGAGGGUCUGCGGUCGGCCACUCCCUACGUGGUGCAGGUCCGGGCCCGCACUGUGGCCGGCUAUGGCCGCUACAGCAUCCCAAUGGACUUCAGCACCUCCGUGCACAGUGACCCUCAGAAAUCAGUGCAGGACCAGUUGCCUCUAAUCGUGGGCUCGGCGUCUGCCGGGCUAGUGGUCAUCGUUGCCCUUGUGGUCAUUGCGAUAUUAUGUUCAAGGAAGCAGCGCAGCAAUUCGGAGCUGGAAUACACAGAGAAACUGCAGCAGUACGUCUCUCCAGGAGUCAAAGUGUACAUUGAUCCAUUCACUUACGAAGACCCCAACGAGGCCGUCCACGAAUUUGCCAAAGAGAUUGACAUCUCGUGUGUGAAGAUCGAGGAAGUUAUUGGCGCAGGGGAGUUUGGGGAGGUGUGCCGCGGCCGUCUGAAGCAGCCCGGUCGGCGCGAGGCGGUGGUGGCCAUCAAGACGCUGAAGGCAGGCUACACGGAGCGGCAGAGGCGGGACUUCCUGGGCGAGGCGUCGAUCAUGGGCCAGUUCGACCAUCCGAACGUGAUCCGCCUGGAGGGGGUGCUGACCCGCAGCUGCCCAGUGCUCAUCAUCACCGAGUUCAUGGAGAACGGCGCGCUGGACUCCUUCCUCAGGCUGAAUGACGGGCGUUUCACGGUGACACAGUUGGUGGGCAUGCUGCGUGGCAUCGCGGCGGGCAUGAAGUACCUCUCGGACAUGAACUACGUCCACCGGGACCUGGCCGCUCGCAACAUCCUGGUCAACAGCAACCUGGUGUGUAAGGUGUCCGACUUCGGCCUGUCCCGUUUCCUCGACGACUCGUCGGCCGACCCCACCUACACCAGCUCUCUGGGAGGGAAGAUUCCCAUUCGUUGGACCGCCCCCGAGGCCAUCGCCUUCAGGAAGUUCACUUCGGCCUCGGACGUGUGGAGCUACGGCAUCGUGAUGUGGGAGGUGGUGUCCUACGGAGAAAGGCCCUACUGGGACAUGAGCAACCAGGAUGUGAUGACGGCGGUGGAGCAAGACUACCGUUUGCCACCACCCAUGGACUGUCCCAUGGUGCUGCACCAGCUCAUGUUGGACUGCUGGGUGAAGGAGAGGAACCUGAGGCCCAAGUUCUGCCAGAUAGUCGGCAACCUGGACAAGCUGCUUCGCAACGCUGCUAGCCUUAAAGUGGUCACUAGCACAUACUCCGGGGAUCUGCUGCGGAUCGGGGGGACGUUGCCCGGCCAUCACAGGAAGAGCCUUGACAGUAGUCAGAGUGACAUCGCUCGACAGCACGUGAGCCAGACCCUGCCCAUCAGGGUCUAAACUAACCAAAAACAACCAAACUGGGCAAAGACCCGGCGCUGGAAACUGGGACCACCAGAAACUACCUAGGAACUCUUGCUCGCGGAGCCCACUGUAUAAAUGAAUGACAAAUGCCCAGACAAAACCAAUGUUUUCUAGACAAACGGUUGUCCAUGGAGACGUUGUCCGCGGUGGACAAAACUGUGUCUACCGCACCGAAACAGAGCCGACGUGGAGGAGGACAUCUCAACUUCGGUGCGGAUCGAGAACAGAUGUGUAAAGCUUAUGGAGAGCUUGUCCGUUGCAGUGUGUUCGCGCUCGGUAUCGACCUUUUGUGGAAUUUGCGAACUGUCCGUUGACAGGCGUCCAAACUCCCUCUCAGGUUGUGUUUGCAUGUAUGCAUGUGUUUUUCCCAAAGUGAUUCCCAUGUCUUCCCUGCCUUUUAUCCCUGAUUUUGAAACUGGACAGAAUCGGAGAUGAUACUUCGGACUAGAAGGGUGCAGCCCUGAUGCAACAGAGUUGGUUCACAUAGAGUUUUUUUUUUUCUCCUUCAACAAUUUCCCAGUGGAGAGUUUUAAAACUGCGGCACACCUGGGCAUCUGCACCAAGCCGUUGUGCCCCCCCCCCCCCCCCCCCACACACACACUGCUCAGUCACAUGGGUCAGAGCAUGUGAGGGCAAGUUUAUUCACCCGACGACCUCAGUUCGCUUUGCACGCUCUGGUGCCACCUAAAGGAGUCGCCAGAGCACAACGAGGUGAGGAAGUUCCUGCUGACGAUGUCGCCCCCUUCCCCAUGCAAUGCUGGCAAAUUUGCAUCGUCCAUGGAGCUUUUCAGCUAGUCGUGGGCUAGCGGUACAAUCAAGAUUUGAUUCUUGACUGUGGUGCUCAGCAAGGGGUUACGAAUGAGCGCCUGAGAACGCUGUGCCUCCUGUGUUUGAUGAUGGAUCAUACAGACUCUGAAGGAUUGUAGACACCUUGGAAAUAUUGUAUACCAAUGCCCAAACGUAGAAAACUUUACAAUAAUUGACAAUAAUUAUUUUAUCUUCCUUUGCCCACUUUAUUUAAACAGGAUCUUCCAUGCUACUGGAAGACGUUGGUCUCAUUAUACUGAAUGUCUAUUUGUGUGAGUCCUCCACCCCAGAUAAAGGAGGUGACUGAGUAGGACAUCAUAUAUACUGUAACACAGUGCAUGCCAAAGUGGAACUGUCGUGGAUUAACAUAGGUAAUGGUUCUGCAUAACUGAUGCUUCUCAGACAUUUGCCAGGUUUUCUUUCUCAAUUCAUUCAGCUAUGCCUUGUUUUUUAGAGUAAGUCAUUACUGGUUGUUGAAAAAAAUAUAUGAUUUCCUUUCUACAGUGACUGAGUUAUAUCUGAUUUUUUAUGAUGUUUUUUUUUCUUUCAUGUACACCAGACAGGAAGUGUAAUGAUUGAACAAGACUUGUUUUUUUUGCGGAGGCUGUUGCUAAAAGAAAAGGGUUAAUGAAGGCUAUAUUCUCGUCACCAUUGCCGAUCGCUUAGACUGUUGCUCCAGUCUUUUUGUGCUUUAAACAACUUCACUUUGUGUCCGUUCAUUGUGUGACCCCUGACAGUUGAAGGAAUUGAGUCCGUUCAUUGUGUGACCCCUGACAGUUGAAGGAAUUGAGUCUGUUCAUUGUGUGACCCCUGACAUUUGAAGGAAUUGAGUCUGUUCAUUGUGUGACCCCUGACAGUUGAAUGAAUUGAGUCCGUUCAUUGUGUGACCCCUGACAGUUGAAGGAAUUGAGUCCGUUCAUCGUGUGACCCCUGACAGUUGAAGGAGUUGAGUCUGUUCAUUGUGUGACCCCUGAACAUGACAGUUGAAGGAGUUGACUGAAGCAUGUAGUGUUGGGUCUAGCUAACUGAUAUCUAUGUUGAUGUCAGCUUUUUGUGUGAAAUGACAAAAGCUCACCAGUAAAAUAAUAGAAAUGUGACCAUAAUAUGGUCCUGACCCACAAAACACUCAUGUAGUUUGAAUAAUUCCGUUAAUUGCUUUGAUGUGUUUUUUUCAAACCAUUCAAGCUAUCAGUAUCAACCUCUCACUUUAAACUGCCGCUGAUCUAGUGUUACACCCCCCACCAACCAGUGCUCCCGGAGUUCAUCAUGUGACUUCUCUGACCUCCAUGUGCCCCCCCUCCUCUGGAUCUGUUUCAUGUUGGCGACGGGCAACAUCAAAAGAAUAAUGACAGUUUUAAUGGCGAUGUGUACGAGAAGAAGAAAAAAAAUUGUGUGAAGAACAAAACAAGGAAAUGAAACUGUCUGUCGGGCCGGAUUUAAUUCUGUACGAGUAAGGUGAUUGGAAUUGUAAAAAAUGAGAACUAAAUACACAAUUCUCUGAGUAUUUUUCAGAUAAUCAUAUGCAAAUAAAUUAUUA
Messenger RNA from Esox lucius (northern pike), 5811 nucleotides. RefSeq names its product eph receptor B3a (gene ephb3a). Gene Ontology annotation, biological process: protein phosphorylation; axon guidance; cell surface receptor protein tyrosine kinase signaling pathway. The transcript is spliced from 15 exons. The coding region runs from base 660 to 3443 and encodes 927 amino acids. Gene Ontology annotation, molecular function: transmembrane-ephrin receptor activity; protein binding; ATP binding. Gene Ontology annotation, cellular component: plasma membrane; neuron projection. NCBI's taxonomy places the organism in Eukaryota, Metazoa, Chordata, Actinopteri, Esociformes, Esocidae. The record is from RefSeq and is a predicted model, not a curated record.